CGUGUCUCAGUAAUCUUCGGUUUCUUUGACCACGGGACUGAAAAAAAGAGUGUCGUUCGUUCGAUCAACCACCGUUUUCUUCCUCUCCUUCUCUCAUCCCCGGCGCACCAUCGUCCUCUUUCCGUCCAACUGAUUCUUCUCCACCGUGCGGCUUCCCGCUGCUGGUCCAUCGCAGCUUCAUCCCUCCCGCCAACAAUUAUCGCAGUCCUCUUCGAUCUAUCCAUUUUCCCGUUUCUUCAAUCUCCUCCCCCUUAACUCUGACUGUAAGCUGGUGGCUUCUCGCUCUCUCCCGCGCCGCGUUACAUCGUCGACUCCCUUUUCCAGUCGGACACGCGAGAAUCUCGUCCUUUCUUCCCACUUCAUCACGUUCACUCGUCCUGCUCCGCACAUACGCGAACCCACACCGACUCAUUUGCUCGUGUUCUCUUGCUCCACUCGUCGUGUGUUCCUUCGCUACCUGAACUGCCGGGCUACGCGCCAUCCGCACCCGAUCCACCAGCCGAGCAGCCCAGUGAGGCCUCGUGGUCUCUCUUGGCCUCUCCACUCACGCGGGAGACCAGCCACUCUUCGGAUUCACGCCGGAUUCGUUCCUCGACGUUCGCCCGGUUACGGUCUCAUCUCUUCUCUUCUCCCCUGCACCUUCGACGAUCUGACAGUCUCGAAAACAGUCGCGCGUGUUCGAAACUCCGAUCGGGAGGAGCCCUUCGGAGGAUUUUUUCUCUUUUUCCAUUCCAACUCGCUCCCCCCUCGAAUUUAAGGGUGAAUUUUUCAUUUUCACGAGUUCUACGAGUCCGAUUACUCAACGCGAAGUGACUAGUGCCGAGGAACAAUCGACGAUUUCGAUGGCGGCUCGAGCCCAAUAAUUAUGUCAUUGGGCAUUCUCAGUGUGUAUUUUUAUUGGCUACCGGAAACUCUAAUUCGCCGAGUCGUAGUCACCCUGGAAUCCUUCGUACCCGGCAGAAGCUUCGACCUGGAAGUUGACCAGCGAUUCCGAAAUUGACUUUAGUGCACAACUACAAAUAUUCCAUCCCGUUGGUCCGGCGUUGUUUACGGAUUCCAAAGCAACGGGAAGCAAGAGACACACCGAUUUCGCUGUCAAGUCGUACCGACUAAUUCUCGAGCUGGAGCUCCGGGCGCAACGUACCCUGGGACUCCGACGACGAUCAUCCAAAACGUAUUCAACAGUGCUUCCCAAGAUCUCGGUGAAAUUCUUAAGAUGCCACACACAGGCCAAGCCGGUGUCAACCAAUUGGGUGGUGUUUUCGUCAAUGGAAGACCUUUGCCCGAUUGCGUACGUCAAAGGAUCGUUCAACUCGCCCUCGUCGGCGUAAGACCAUGCGACAUUUCUCGCCAGUUGCUCGUCUCCCAUGGAUGCGUGUCGAAAAUACUCACGAGAUUCUACGAAACUGGGAGCAUCCGACCUGGCAGCAUCGGGGGCAGCAAAACUAAGAGAAUUUCGCCAUUGCAGCAAGUAGCAACGCCGACAGUGGUGAAGAAGAUACUCCGUAUGAAGCAGGAACAGCCGACGAUGUUCGCUUGGGAGAUAAGAGAACAAUUGGCGCGACAAGGGGCCUGCGAUCCCCAAAGCUUGCCCUCGGUCUCCUCGGUCAAUCGUAUAUUGCGAGGGAACGGUUUGCACACGGAGCAUCCGCCGAUGGAGGGUGGUUCGACGAGUUCGUCUUAUCAAUCUCACGUGCCCACGAAUUCAGAAACGAGAGAAGCCCUGAUGAGAACGGACUAUCAGCUAUUUUAUCCAGGAUCUUUGGGUCCGCUGCACAUAUCGACGGGUUCGGGAGGUUCGGGGGCAACAACGUGGAAUCCAAGCGGUUUCUACUCGUCCCUUUAUCAGGCGACCACCUUGCACUUGCACCACGGAAUGCAGGCAUUCACGUCACUGGACGCGGAACGUUUGUCCGAGCAGCAACAAGGAGGCCAAGGUCAAGUCGAGUUGAAAUCGAGUUCGAGCUCGAUGGCAGGGAGCGACGAUUCGUUGGACAAAAGUGACCUGGACGAGAACAACGAAUCGCAGGACAAUUACAAAUCGUUCCAGAGUUCCCCGAUAAUACUGGAGCUGGGACAAAAAAUCGGAAGCGAUCGAAGUGCCUUCGUGAGGCACGGGACGCCCGUAACGAACGGUCAUUUUGAAAAUUCUCGAGAAAGCCCGAGUUCGACGAUCGUCGAAGAUUCCACGAGCUCAGGUACGAACUCGAGAAUUUCGGACACCACGAACGAGCGCAAGACGAUCGAUCGAGGAAGCCUCGAAAAUCGACAGCCUCAACAACCACUGAGAAAAAAAAAUCCUUAUUCGAUCGAAGAACUUCUGAAAAAGGACGAGAGCAAAACAACGAUAAAAAGACCGAGACUCGUGAACACAGGAAUCGUUCAACCCUGCGGUAUCGUCGUUGGCAAAGAAUUGUUAUAAAAUAAUUCACAUGGAAUCGAUUAUUCGAUCGAUUAGAAUUUUAAUCAAGUAUAUUUAUCGCCUAGGUCAGAUGUAAAUUCAAAUGAAAAAUCAAGUAGUUAUUAAGAGUUAAUAUUAAACUAGAUUUCCCUUUAUUUAUUACAUUAUCAUUAAAACUAUUAUUGUUUCAAGUAUUUCAACGUAAAAUUCAUUUUUACCCGAGUGAUUUCUCAACUGCAAAGUACUCGUUAGCGAUCUCAUCGACACCCUGAAUUCUCUUAGCAACUUGCAGCUUCUUAUCCCUUCGUAAUUACACUCUUGAACGAUGGGAAUGAUCGAAAUGAAGGAAUAAUAACUCGAAUCGUUGUAAAAGACACUUUCAACGGAAUCUCCGCAAGUCACAAGCUGUUAAACCAUAAAGACUCUUCACAUGAAUGUUUUCACAUAUGGCACAGACCAUCGACCAUUCCAGGACUGUUAGCACACAGGACAUAUUUAUAUAUAAAUAUGUUAUCUUGUAUGCAUUGAGAAAAAUAACCACAGUCUCGUAUAAACGUCUUUACAGCCUCAUUAUACACUGAAAGAAAAAUAUUUGAAUAAUUAGCGUGAGAAGGAACGAAAAUAAAAGAUAAAAGUCUUAAGUUUAUAAAUAAAUUUUCACUCUCAUUACAACCGUAUGAAUAUCAUUUUUCAUUUUCAUAUUACAGCACAUUUUUCCGGUUGGCAAAUAUUUGUUUCCAACAAAUGAGUUCAAUUUGUUACUAACUUUUGAAAGAGUUUAACCAAAAAAUAUUUUCUUCUAUAACAAAAGUCUGGAUUCUUCGUUAUUUUGAUGGAACGCUUGAAUUUUUCCACUAAAAUAAUCGAAACGUAAGAACUGAUUUUGAGUCAAAAAUUGUGUACGAGGGAAUGGGAAAAUGGUGGAAAGCUUUUUAUGGAAAAGUGUCGUGAAACAAAGUUUUUAUCUCAAUUUUUUUUUAAUUCCCCAUUGUCCAAUGAAUUUUGAUUUUUAUUUUCAGGAAUUCUUUGUUGAUACUUUCAGUGCAUACGUUUUUAGUAUGCUUUCAUUUUUGAAGGGUUUUUCACUCGAGUUUCGUGGCGAACAAAUACUCAAUGAAUCGCAACUUUCGACGCUUUAUCUCAUCAUUACAUUUCGUUGACAUAUUUUAGUGAUAAAAAGUCGUUAGAACGUAAUGAGUGUGUCUGUAGCGAUUGAUAUACGUGUAUUGAAAGAAAAUCUUGCAAAAAAUCGGUCGUGAUAGAUCGUCCGCUUUUAUUUCGAUCUCGCCUGACUCUGAGGCUUUUUGGGCAGUAUAUAAAGAAAAAUAAAUGCCUCUUAGGUUGGUGUACAAAAAGGAUAAGAGUUUAUAGUUCCAUAGCGACUAAAUUGGCUCAUUUUUAAAUCAUUAUUUCUUCGGUUAGUAACGUAAUAAGUAAAUAUUAAUAUUUAUUGUAGGAUAUUAAGAAAUCAGAUGUAAUAAUAUUACGAUGAUUAUAAUCUUCGGUUAUUUCUUGUACCAUAUGUGUAAUAAACUUCGGAUUGUUUGGAAACUAAAAAUAAUUGUGCAAAUAAAAAAAUUGACAAAGUAAGGGCGAAGGAUAAACGUUGGACAAUAUCCCGAUGGUUGUUCAUCGAAUAUUCUACAUUUCAAGUACGUGACCAACGUAAAAUGACAAAAAACUACCACCAAACUGAACACAUCGGUUGAGAAUUCAACAAAAAAUCAUUCGAACGGGGGAAAUAGUUGAAUUUUUGUCACGACGAUUAAUCGUUGAGGAUUUCUGGUACCUUUUCGCACGCCGAAUUAUUUUCGAAUUAUAAAUAAUUGUUGAAAGAUAUGUGAAGAUAGGAAAGAAAUAGAUUUAGAUGAGAGGGAUAGAAAGUGAAUUUCGUUUGACGUUCCAUUAGCUUGAUAUACGAUUGUACGAAAUAGAAUAAUUGUAAUGGAAAAAAUUUGUCCUGUAUCAUAUCGGUAAAUACACUAGUCAAAAUGGA
Venturia canescens is the source of this 4397-nucleotide messenger RNA. It is a transcript of the gene Poxn, whose product is annotated as Pox neuro. Lineage: Eukaryota; Metazoa; Arthropoda; Insecta; Hymenoptera; Ichneumonidae. Gene Ontology annotation, biological process: regulation of transcription by RNA polymerase II; anatomical structure development. Bases 1217 to 2422 code for a protein of 401 amino acids. Gene Ontology annotation, molecular function: DNA-binding transcription factor activity, RNA polymerase II-specific; RNA polymerase II cis-regulatory region sequence-specific DNA binding. The record is from RefSeq and is a predicted model, not a curated record. The transcript is spliced from 6 exons.